AUGGCAGCACCAUCACAGGCCCUCGCCGAGGGCCAGUCUCUUCCUUCCAUUGAAGGGUUGACUCUACACUCUACCAACGAAACAUCCAAAUUCGCCGGUUGUUAUCCUUCCUUGAACCCCGUCGAUAUCUACCGUGAACACAUUUCCGAGAAGUUGGCGGAGGUAACUGGCAUCGACCCGCAAACGAUAUAUCCCAAGCUUGCAUGGACAAACACUCUUGACAAGGGAGACUUGAACCUUGCAGUCGCUGCUUUGCAGAUUAAGGGAAAGAAGCCACAAGACCUUGCUGUUGAGUUGGCAGAUAAGUUCCCAGAAUCAGACUUGGUCGAGAAGCCAACCGCGUUCGGUGUUCAUCUUCAGUUCUUCUUCAAGCCAGGACCUCUCACGAAGACUGUUAUCGGCCGAAUUCUUGAGAACAAAUCCACAUAUGGAACGAACGGUAACCUGGGUCUUCGCGAUCCUUCCGACCCGUCAAAGGGAAAAAAGAAGAUGAUUGUCGAAUUCUCAUCACCCAACAUCGCCAAGCCUUUUCACGCUGGUCACCUGCGCAGUACGAUCAUUGGAGGUUUCCUUGCAAACCUAUUCACAAUUACCGGCUGGGACGUCCUCAAGAUGAACUAUCUCGGAGACUGGGGAAAGCAGUACGGUUUACUCGCCAACGGUUUCGAACGAUAUGGUAGCGAAGAAGCCCUUCAGAAGGAUCCCAUCAACCACUUGUUCGAUGUCUACGUCAAGAUCAACAAGGAUAUGGCAGAGCAGGAGGUUCCCAUCAAGGAGCUGCGCGAAACAAUCAAGAACAAAAAGGAGAAGAACGAGGAUGUUUCUGCUGAAGAAGCCGAGCUUGCAAAGCUGGUCGAUGCCAGUGAUGACGAAAAGGCCCGUCGCUACUUUAAGAGCAUGGAAGAUGGUGAUCCAGAGGCGCUCGCUCUUUGGAAACGGUUCCGUGAUUUGAGUAUCGAGAAAUAUAAACAAACAUACGCCCGACUCAACAUCGACUUUGACGUUUAUUCUGGCGAAUCCCAAGUCUUGCCUGAGAGCCUUCAGAAAGCUUAUGAGACCAUGGAGAAAAGUGGCGUAUCUGAAAAGUCAGAGGGUGCCGUGAUCGUCGACUUCACUAAGCACAAAUUCAAGAAGCUCGGUAAGGCUAUCGUUGUUCGAAAGGACGGCACCCCUCUAUACCUUACCCGAGACAUUGGCGCUAUCACGGAACGUCACGAAAAAUAUCAUUUCGACAAGAUGAUCUACGUCGUUGCAGCUCAGCAAGAUUUGCACUUGGCCCAGCUUUUCAAGGUCACAGAAUUGAUGGGCUACAAGGACAUUGCCGACAAAUGCCAACACAUUAACUUCGGUAUGGUGCGAGGAAUGAGUACCCGAAAGGGAACAGUAAAAUUCUUGGACGAUAUCCUGCGCGAUGUUGCAGAUAAGAUGCACGAGGUCAUGAAGAAGAAUGAGGACAAAUACGUGCAAAUAGACGACCCUCUUGCAACUGCAGAUACACUCGGUAUCACUGCCGUUAUGGUGCAAGACAUGUCUGGCAAGCGUAUCAACGGCUAUGACUUCAACCUUGAAGCUAUGACUUCCUUUGAGGGAGACACAGGCCCCUACUUGCAAUACGCCCACGCUCGUCUCUCCUCAAUUAUCCGCAAGGCUGGAAUAAGCCCUGGAGAUCUACCCAAGGCCGAUCUAUCAAUUCUGACCGAACAACACGCCAUUGAUCUUGCGCGAUACUUGGCCCAAUGGCCGGAUGUGGUCAUCAACACCGUCAAGACUCUCGAGCCUGCUACGGUCCUUACAUAUCUGUUCCGUAUGACACAUAUGCUCAGCUCGAGUUACGACAUUUUGCGUAUCGUUGGCCGAGAGGAGAAGGUCGCCUUGGCGCGUAUGGCUUUGUAUGCUUCGGCCCGACAAGUGCUUUACAAUGGUAUGAAGUUGUUGGGAUUGAACCCCGUUGAACGGGAGGCAAAAUACAGGCCUUCCAAGCAAUUAUCACAAGAGAAGAGAGCAAUUAUCUACGAAGGGCGAUACAACGAUAUUUUCAAGAUGGGUUCAGUGACACCAGCGCCUUCGUCGCGCUUUGUUACGACCCUGGAGCGCAAAUACGGACGCAAUGCAUUGCCCAACAUGUUCGACGCAAAGGCAAAAGAGCCUUCAGCACGGCCGUACGCAUACGUCUUGAAGACGCCGAAUCCAGCAGAUGGGUUCGAAGAAGUCACCUAUACUAUGCUUGCAAAUGCAGUGAAUAGAGCGUCGUGGUGGCUCGUUAAUGAAGCUUCUAUGGCCGAGGGUGAGGUUUUUGGUUACAUGGGGCCACCAGAUUUGAGAUAUCUGAUUCUCAGUCUUGCGUCGGCGAAGACUGGGAGAAGGAUAAUGCUACCGUCCUUGAGAAACACAAUUUCGGCGCAGAAAACCCUCUUCGAGCGCACAAACGUCAGCAUCAUCCUAUACGCAACCGAGCUGAAGAAAAAUAUCCAACCAUUGUUUGACGCAUUGCCUGAAAUCAAAACAAGAGAAGCAAUUGGCUACAAAGAGGUCCUUGAUUCGACCGUAGUGCCUCAUUAUGACGCGCGAGAAAUCACGGAUGAGAAUUUCAACGAGCCGAUGUUCUUUCUACACACCUCAGGGUCAUCCGGCAAUCCAAAACCAGUUGGAGAAAGUCCGGCAUUUUGGCUAGCUACUUGUUCGUUUCUCGAUGUUCCAGAGGAUGGUGGUGACAUCCACAACACAAUACAUUUGCUCAGAAACGCCAAUCUACUACAGUUCUUUCCACCCUUUCACAUGGCAGGACUAUUCUUCUUCAUGCUCCCAGCAAUCCUGGAUUCGUCUCUUGUCAUCAACCACACCGCAGCAGCAAUUACAGCCGAGCAUGUGAUUAACAUAAUAAACCAAGGACUCGCAACUUCCCUAGCCGCAGCAGAUUCAAUACUUACUGAUCUAUCCCGAACCGAAGAGGGUCUGCAGGCCCUAGAAAAGAUGGACAAAAUCAUCUACGGAGGAGGGCCUCUGUCCGUCCAAACGGGGAGCAUCAUCGCUCCACGCGUGAAGAAUCUGUCCAGCGCAAUUGGGCUUACUGAAAAUGGGCUUUUGCAUUGCGUUGCGUUGAGAGGGACUAGUCAUUGGGAUUGCCUCAGAUUCAAUACCCGUGUGGGUUAUCGAUUCGAGGAGAUCUCCCCCGACGUUUAUGAACUGAUUAUUUCUCUGAGUCCUAAAUAUCGUAUGUUCCACCCUGUCGCCUUGCUUUUCCCAGAUAUCGAAGAGUAUCGUACAAAGGAUUUGUAUACCCGUGUUCCGGAGAUCGACAACUGCUAUCGGUAUCAAGGACGACGAGACGAUUUGAUCGUUUUGUCGAAUGGAGAGAAAAUCAACCCCGUUCCGCUGGAAAAUAUCGUUGCUAGCCAUUCCGCUGUCAAGAAUGCUUUGUUUGUCGGAGAACAUCAAUUCUUGCCUUCCUUGCUUAUUGAGCUUCGGGAGGGCUAUACGGUGAACAAUGAAGAGGAAUCGAGAGAAAUGAUCGAGAAACUAUGGGGCAUUAUCAGCGAAGCAAACUUGGAGGCACCACGAUUCUCGCGCGUGCCGAAGUCGCUCGUCUAUAUACUCAAGCCAGGCGAGACGUUCAACCGGAGCGGGAAAAUGACGGUGCAGCGCCAACUUACGGUUCUCAAAUUUGCUGCUCAAGUUGACGCACUUUACACUGCAGCUGGGGAAGGUCUAUUGAGCGAGGGGUUGGAGUUGAGUGAUCCAUCAGACCCUGGAGCAAUAAAAUCGUUGGCCAAGAAACUCUAUGCUCAACUUUUGGAUUCUGAUGAAAGUGCGCCUGUAGUAGGUGAUGAUGAUAAUGUGUUUGAGCUGGGCAUGGAUUCAUUGCAAGUUACGAUUGCAGUGCAGAAGCUGAAGGCUGCACUCAGGGCACAGAACCUCAAGGUCGAUACCAGCAAGAUCGGUCCACAAUUUUUCUACACUUCCCCGUCCAGCAAUCAGCUUGCUCGGGCAAUUGAUGAGCUUAUCAAUGGAGCAAGUGCCAACGACAACAGAAGCAACCGACAAAUUUAUAUGCAGGCUAUGAUUGACAAGUAUACGGCAGGCCUUGACGUCGAGCUUGCGCCAAGAAAGAAACGUAUAGAUAACUUGACUGUUGUACUCACUGGGUCCACGGGCUCACUAGGAAGCUAUCUGCUGCACUCUCUAAUUGAAAUCCCUCGUAUAGCCAAGGUUAUCUGUCUCAAUCGUUCAACUGAUGCCCAAAAGAGCCAGACAGCGAAGAACAAACAGAAAGACUUGCCUACGCCUUGGGAAUCAUCAGAUGCACAAACCAGUCCAGUGGAGUUCUUGACCGCGGACUUGUCCAAAGCUGACUUGGGUCUCGGAGAGGAGACUUACAGUCGACUUCUGCAGAGAGUAGAUGCAAUCAUCCACAACGCCUGGAAGGUCGACUUCAAUCACACUAUCGAGUCCUUUGAGAAGGGGCAUAUUGCAGGUACCCGCCAUCUGAUCGAUCUGAGUAGGAAGUGUACCUACCGAGCCCCGAUCUUAUUCAUCUCAAGUAUCUCUACCGCCCUCAACUGGAUGCAAAAAAACCCCGCACAGGACGUCCCAGAAGCAAUCAUUGAAGACCUCGACAGUCCCGAAUUCCUAGGGUACGGAGAAUCCAAAUACGUAUCCGAACGACUGAUCGAAGCACAUAGUUCAUCUUCGGGAUUUACCUCUUCUGUCCUGAGAGUUGGCCAAAUCGCAGGUCCUGUGCUGUCUACAGCCGGCAUCUGGAAUGUACAGGAAUGGUUUCCUAGUCUACUCUGUAGUUCGAAACAUUUGGGUUUACUUCCAGAUUCUCUGGGGACAAUGAACAGCAUCAGCUGGGUCCCGGUUGAUUUACUGGCGAGGAUUAUUGUGCAGCUACUCAGUCAUACAUAUGAUAAUGAUGGUGCACGCUCGGGCGCAUUAAAGGUGUACAAUUUGGUGAAUCCGAGAACUGUGCCUUGGUCUGCUCUCCUGGAUACAGUUCAGAAUGGUCUCGGUGGGCCUGAAAAAAUCCGAAUCGUGUCAUUAGCCAAAUGGGUAGAAGCACUGGAACAAAGUGCACAGGAAAAUCAUGGAUUUGUGGUUGAAAGUAAUCCUGCUAUCAAACUACUCGAAUUCUGGAAGAUCAUCUCGGAAAAGAGCGACCGAUCCCGAACCGCUGAGCUGUUGACAUCCAAUGGCGAGAAUGGAUUACAAAAUGACGAGAAAGUUUCGAAUUUACAACAGAACAAGGCUGAUAGAAGAAAGUCAUGGCUGAAGCAGUGGACGGGCAAGCUGUUCAGUCGAAAGGAUGCACCGGAUAAACUUCAACAAACCACGUCUUAUGAGCCGCCAACAUCCGAUGGGUUGCUUCAAACUGAGGGCGGCUUACAACAUGAGUUUGAAGUCACCAACCUUCUGAAAGAUAGCUCGGAGGCAUCCGACUUGCGUUCUGUUUCGUCUCAUUGGAUGAAGAUAUGGUUGAAACAGUGGGCUUUUUAA
This is a messenger RNA of Talaromyces amestolkiae, 5493 nucleotides long. RefSeq lists its product as uncharacterized. The coding region runs from base 1 to 5493 and encodes 1830 amino acids. Gene Ontology annotation, biological process: mitochondrial translation; arginyl-tRNA aminoacylation. NCBI's taxonomy places the organism in Eukaryota, Fungi, Ascomycota, Eurotiomycetes, Eurotiales, Trichocomaceae. Gene Ontology annotation, molecular function: ATP binding; arginine-tRNA ligase activity. The transcript has 6 exons. The record is from RefSeq and is a predicted model, not a curated record. Gene Ontology annotation, cellular component: cytoplasm; mitochondrion.